AUGGUGGUGGACAAUUUCCAGGAGAACUGGGCAAAGAGACUGCUUGCAGUGUCGCAAUCCAGCAGGGCCCGGUGGUUGUCGAAACAAGGCAUGGUACCGUUGCCACGGAUAACCACGCUGAAGACCCUCAGUGUCGGCACCGACUGCAGUGGGGCCGAAGGGCCCAUCUUUGCCUUGAAAGCGCUGGGCCUGCCAUUUUCACAGAAGUGGGCCGCAGAGACAGCGCCACACGCCCGGCGUUGGAUCACGACAGUCAGCGGCUUGGAGGAGGACAGAGUCUUGGGCGACAUGGUGGAUCGGAACCAUGGUUUGCUUCCCAGUGUCGAUCUUUAUUGUUGCGGCUUUCCAUGCAAGCCAUGGAGCAGAUUGAACCAUUACUCACAGUACUGGGAAGAUGCCAACGCCAGACCAUACGAGGCCCUGACCGCAAUGCUUGAGACCGUGGAAGCAAAGGAGCCAGCAUUGGCUAUUUUCGAGAAUGUCAUCGGAAUCAAGCGAUUCAUGGCCGAUCUGAAAUCUUCAAUGUCAGCUGUCCUGAGGAAGUACCACAUCCUGUGGCUGGAGAUUUGCCCCAGAAUGCUUGGGCAUGCACUGGCGCGGCCACGCCUGUACUUCCUGGCCAUCCACAGGGGCUGCGCAGUCGUUGACGACCCUCUCCGUCUUCGUGAUUUGGCUAUGAGCAUUGUCAACGGACUGAGGCAAGGCCUGGAGGCACCCUUGAUGGAUCGUUUGCUUGACGACGAUCACCCGUGGGUCCAGGCUCACAUCAAGCAGGGCUCCUCAUUGUCGAGAUGUUCUGUGGUGAAGAAGUGUCAGCCCACAAAGAAGGCAAAAAAGACAAUGCCAAAAUGGCGUCAGAAGCAUGCGGCGAUGCGGAAGGAGCUACAGUCCGAGUGUCAAGUUCCAGAAAUGCCACCUCUGGCGGGCGACUUCAGACUGCCUGACAGGGCCCAGGACUCGUUGGAGAUUGCGUGGAUACUUCAUGGCGGUCGGGCUGAUAUGUGUGUCGACGCUAGCCAGAGCUGCGACCGAAUGCCAGUGUCAUUUGAUGGGUUGUGCCCAACAAUGACGCCCCGUGGCAGGUACAUUGUCAUGGCCCGGAGGCGAGAAAUCUGCCCCGAGGAAAGAUUGCUGUUGCACGGGUUUCCCCUCAGUGCCAUCAAGUUGUCCAAAGAGAAGUUGCAGUUGAAACCGCACCAGCUCAACUCCCUCGCGGGAAACUGCAUGCAUGUGGAAUCGGUCGGGACAGUCAUCGUCCUGGGGCUCAGCCUUCUGCGAGGUUUACGUCGCCCUCCUCAGUUUCAGGCGAAGUCAGAGUCAGCAUUCCUGGAAGUCCAGUGGGGGACGACACCAGUGUCAAGCGAGCAAGAUCAGCUCAGCACGACAAGGAGGCAGCAGGGUCAACACAAGCAAGCAAGGAAUGCAAAGGUGAACAUGCGCAAAGACAAGGUCAUGAAGGUCCGGACUAAGAAGGCCAAAGUCGUGAAGACCCCGCGGAAGAAGUCCGGUUUCGCAGUGUAUGAGAGCAACAUUUCCAAGCUUUGCAAGCACUACGGCUAG
Symbiodinium natans is the source of this 1560-nucleotide messenger RNA. The record is from the annotation of a GenBank genome assembly. Lineage: Eukaryota; Dinophyceae; Suessiales; Symbiodiniaceae.